AUGGCAUCGAAACCUACACGGAUCACAGUGGCUCCUCGCGGGCCCCGAGGACCGAUUGGACGCUUAGCCAGUCUUAAGCCUCCAGCUUCAACAUCUAUUAAGCGUCCUGGAUCAAUUUCACGCCCCCAGCCUUCACGCCCAACAACCCACCCAAAGACGUCGAGCUGUCCCAACCCGGGCUGUCCAGCUCCGCAUAUCGUUGACGAUGACGGAUCAAAGGUCUGUACUGGGUGUGGUACGGUUAUUAGCGAAUCAAAUAUUGUUUCAGAAGUCACAUUCGGCGAGUCUUCAUCUGGCGCUGCUGUUGUUCAGGGUACUUUCGUUGGAGAAGGUCAGACCCAUACUCGGAGCUUUGGUCCGGGUUUCCAACGUGGUGGCGGUAUGGAGAGUCGAGAGAUUACCGAAGCAAGUGGUAAUCAAUACAUUCAUCAGUGCUCACGCCGGUUGAACAUCCCAGAGAGUGCUUCGAAGGCUGCCGGUCAAGUAUUUAAGCUUGCCGCUGGUUUGAACUUCAUUCAGGGUCGCAGAAUCAAGACUGUGGCAGCAGUAUGUCUUUACAUCGCAUGUCGUCGUCAAGCUGGUAACACGGUCAUGCUGAUUGAUUUUGCCGAUAUUCUAAUGAUUAACGUCUUCAAGCUUGGUAAAACAUACAAAGCCCUUCUUGACGAACUCCGACUGGGCGGUAACGUCUUUUUGAUGAACCCAAUUGAUCCCGAAAGUUUGAUAUAUCGUUUUGCCAAACAACUGGAGUUUGGCCCUGCUACCAUGAGCGUCGCAGGUGAAGCUGCCCGCAUUAUUCAACGAAUGAAUCGUGACUGGAUGACCACUGGUCGACGACCUGCAGGUCUCUGUGGUGCGGCCCUCGUUCUUGCAGCACGCAUGAACAACUUUCGUCGAACUGUCCGUGAAGUUGUUUACGUUGUCAAAGUGACUGAGAUUACUAUCAGUCAGCGUUUGUCAGAAUUUGGUGCAACUGAGAGUGGAGAAUUGACAGUAGAUCAAUUCCGAUCUGUGCAGUUGGAGAAUUCUCAUGACCCACCUUCCUUUACUCGGGCGAGGGAAGGUCGGAAACCUAGCAGAGUGAUGAAGAAACUUCCGGAGACGGCAGCCGAUAUCGAAGAGGAUUCACUCAGUGAGAGUGAGUCGGUUCAGGCUCCUCGUGUCGAUGCAGAUGGAUUUGCGAUCCCUAAUCUCCCAAUUGAUCCUGCCUUGACCGAGCCUCCGCGUCGCCGAUCGUCCAUUAAUAAGGCUGUCAACGAAGUUAUCAAGGAUGCCAGCCAGGAGGAAGGGAAGGCAAAGGCGAAAGGCAAGGGCUCGCGCCGAACCCCAGUACCUACACCAUCUGUCGAACAACUCGCAUCCGAGGAUGCUCUUGAGGCCGAGAUGCGAACAAUGCUUCAAAAGGGGUCAAAUAUGAUUGACAGUCUCAUUGACCAAGAGCCUAAGAAGCUGGUGUCCAACAACUACGAGAUCGAUGAAUCGGAGUUUGAGAAUGAUCCCGAAGUUGCGAACUGCCUUCUCUCGCCUGGUGAAGUCGACAUCAAAGAGCGUAUCUGGGUCAGUGAAAAUAAAGACUACCUCCGAGUGCAACAAACCAAAGCCCUGAAACACGCACUUGAUGAAGCGAUGGGAACGAAAACAAAUCGUAAGCCUCGCAAGCGCCGAAAGGGCCGUCUCGGUGAUAUUACCUAUCUCGAGGGCGAAGAUGCCGACGGUCGCAGCUCUCGUGCAUCAACUCCAGCUGAGGCAACUCGACGCAUGCUGGAACACCGCGGAUACAGUAAAAAGAUCAAUUACUCGCUUCUCGAUACCCUGUACGAUGGCGAGGGUGAGGGCGAGGGCAAGGGCGAGAGCGAGAGCACGGCGGCAGAGACCAAAGAAGAGAACCUUAGUCGAAGUCGCAGUCGUAGUACGAGCGUCGUAUCGCGCCAUAGUCUUCCACCUGCCCCGUCGCCUGCUCGUCGUCGACGUAAGGGACCUGGAGCCAGGGGCUCAAGUGCUGCACCCCAACCAACUCCUCCCCCUACACAACGCGAUAGCAAAGCCCCAGAACGCUCACCUCCACCAGAGCGUUCGCCUCCACCAACUGCGACACCAACAGAGGCGACACCAGUGGCUGCUGUUCCAGACAACGAUGCCGCUCCAGACGUCUCCAAGGCAGAUGAGACCGCUGGCAAAGUCCCAGACCCUGAUGAACUUGACGAUGACUAUGGUUCCGAAGAGGAUGAUCAUCUCGAGGAGGCCUUUGAGGGAACAUACGAGGAUGACUAUUACGAGAUGGAUAGUGACUAG
Messenger RNA from Penicillium angulare, 2292 nucleotides. RefSeq names its product transcription factor TFIIIB subunit BRF1. Bases 1 to 2292 code for a protein of 763 amino acids. Gene Ontology annotation, biological process: transcription by RNA polymerase III; DNA-templated transcription initiation; transcription preinitiation complex assembly. NCBI's taxonomy places the organism in Eukaryota, Fungi, Ascomycota, Eurotiomycetes, Eurotiales, Aspergillaceae. Gene Ontology annotation, cellular component: transcription preinitiation complex; transcription factor TFIIIB complex; nucleus. The transcript is spliced from 3 exons. The record is from RefSeq and is a predicted model, not a curated record. Gene Ontology annotation, molecular function: RNA polymerase III type 3 promoter sequence-specific DNA binding; RNA polymerase III general transcription initiation factor activity; TBP-class protein binding.